GCGCAGAACGUUCUGCUCAUCUGUCAGAUUGGACUACUUAGCUCAGUGUACUUGGCUAGUGGACUUGCAUCACGAUGUAUAGUAAAAUGUACUAUACAAGGCGCAAUAGCUAGUGGACUGCUGCUGCUACAGACAGUGCCCAGGUGCACACUUAAGAGUGGAAAGACUCAGUAUCCGCGCAUAUACAUGUACAACUUUCUUCGUGCGUAAAUAUAGAUAUACAGUUAACGGCUCGUGGCGGCUCAUGGUUGAUUCGCUUCCGUUGUGGCUGGCCGUUGAUUCGCCUCGACACUCAUCAGCCAUCGUCUUCUCGUCAAUUUACUCCAGAAAAAAAGUCGCGCAAAAAGCAUGAGUGCACUGGAUCGCCCAACAAACAACUAUUUAUGGCGAAAUCUCAAGUUGGACUCGACAAGGCCGGCCAUAAUGGAAAGCCUAGAAAGCUUGUCAUUUUGCAAUCGUGACGAGAAUACUUCCAUUAACAAUUCUUCCUUCCAAAGCAAUCUUACGCAGCACAGCUUCAAUCCAAUGCAUUCCGAACAAAGCUCCAAACUCAUGAAACUCAGCGAUAUUUUACAAAGUUUUUUACUCAUUGAUGGUAACGAAUACCUCAAGGUAUCAAGCGCCGAACAAUUCAUUCAAAAGCUCCAGUGCGCCGCUAAUGAUCUCAAAGUUAAAGUAGUCUCGAUAUUCGGCAACACAGGCGACGGCAAAAGUCAUACAUUGAAUCAAACAUUUUUCGGCGGUGCCGAAGUUUUUCGUACGUCUUCCGAGCAAAGUUCCUGCACCCUGGGUGUUUGGGCAGCUUUUGAUCCUCAUCUGAACGUAGUUUGUCUCGAUACCGAGGGUUUGCUCGGCAUCACUGAUCAUGAAAAUGCUCGAACUAGACUACUUCUCAAGGUUCUCGCCGUUUCGGACAUAGUAAUUUAUAGAACAAGAUCCGAACGUUUGCACAAAGAUCUGUUCACAUUUUUGGGAGCGGCUUCUAGAGCCUACAGUCACUACUUCCAGGCAGCUUUACAGGCUGUAAGUCUACGAGAAGGCAUAGCAAAUGCUGUCAAUACUCUUGGUCCGAGUGUAAUUAUUUUUCACGAGACACGACACACUCGUCCUUUGAAAAGCAAUGCUAACGAGAGCGCAGAAGAUAUUUUACGUGAAAGAUUUGCUCAAACAAAAUUAGAGAUCGAAGCAUUCAGUUCAAUCAAGUACGUAGGCGUUCAGACGAUCAAUCCACCCACGGAGUACGAACCAUUGAGGUUGGCCGUUCAAAAUGAACUGAUGAAUACAACGGUUCGCUCAGCAAGAAAGCCCCAUUUGGUUUAUCACACAUUGAAAACCCUCAAUGACAAGUUUUCCGGUGAAAUCGAAAAUACAUCUACCAUAUUGUUUCCCGAUCAGUAUUUUACCUGCCCAGUGAAAUGUUUCAGUUGUGGGUGCAGGUGCCAAAACAGUAUGGGCCAUGUACGCGAGGGCAAACCUCAUGCCAACGAUGGCAGAUGUAAAUAUCAACAUCAGUACGAAAAUCUAGUGUACGUUUGCAAGAAAUGUCAUUCCAACGGUAACGAAGUUAUUGUAACCAGUCGCAUUCAAACACAAAACGAUAACAGUUGGUAUGGAUUAGCCAAAUAUGCAUGGUCGGGUUACGUUAUCGAGUGUCCUCACUGCGGCGAAAUUUAUCGCAGUCGGCAGCACUGGUUCGGCAAUAAAAGCCCAGAAGAUUCGGCCGUAAGAAGUGAAAUCACACACGUUUGGAGUUUGACGAGCCCAACAUCGCAAAACACAGCACAAAGAGUCGUCGAUGGAGUUUCGUAUAUCACGGAAGCUGUUACGAGUGUUUCCUUACAACCGACCAAAGCUCUUACGGCUUGGGUGACGGAUCAGAUAGCACCAACCUACUGGAAGCCGAACAACGAAAUUCACCAGUGUCACAAAUGUAAAAAACCAUUUCUACCGACUGACUCGAAGCAUCAUUGCCGAUCUUGCGGUGAGGGAUUUUGCGCACCAUGCUCGUCCAACAGUCGUUGCGUACCGGAACGAAAUUGGUUCACGCCGGUACGCGUUUGUGACGACUGUUACGAUCCUGACGCCAAUGCCAAUUCUACAGAGAAAAUCGAAGAAGUACCGGUUCGUGAUGUAACUCAAGACGUCAGCGUGAGAAAAGUGUCGGAGCAUGUAGUUUCUACCUUCAGCGCAGUCGGAUCGGUUUUGACUUACUCCAAGUCACUCAUCAAAGAUACGGCUAGACCUAGCUAUUGGAUACCCGAUUCAGAAGUCGAAUAUUGCUGUGUUUGCGAGGAAACUUUUAAUGAUCUUCUUCCGCUGCAUCACUGCAGGGAUUGUGGACGAGGUGUGUGCGAGGACUGCUCAAAAAAUCGUAAACGCGUGCCACGUCGUGGGUGGGAUAACCCUGUGCGAGUCUGCGAUGCAUGUGUUAAGAUCGACUAGCAUUGGGAUUUUUUCGGGCUGAAUAGGUGAUACGAUUACUCAGAUGAUUUGUUUUGUUUCUUGUAAGUUGUUUCGGUUGUACUAUGAUUUUAAUUUCUUUUUGAAACAUCGCUGUUUCUAUUUUAUUGAUUUACUUGUAACCGGUAUAAUGUAAUUACUAAGUUCUUUGUUUAAAUCUCGAAUAAGACCGAUUCAACUUUGAAAUUUGUAAUGUAUAAUAUCCGAUUGUUUUAUGAAAGCAUUUACAUUCAAAGUGUUCUUUUCUAUUUAUUAGAAAUUUGUUAGUAGCUAUUAUAUAUAUAAAAUAUAUAUAAUGAAAUAUAUAUAAUGAUAUAUUCAGGUAUCUUAAACUUGUACACUCAAUUGUAGGUGUAAAAGAAACUUAUCCGAUUAGUUUCUCAUUUAUACAAUAGCUCUGUAGAUUAUUUUUUAAUUAUAAAAAAUAUAACAGAGAACACACGAAAUUAAUAUGAAAAAUAAAUGAAAUAUAUUUUUUCACAAACUGUAAUUUACUGUAUAUUGUAUUUUUAUGUGCAAUGAACUAUCGUUAAAUGUUUCCACAUUUAAAUAUCUGGUGUGAUAGAAUUAUCACUUAGAUUAAAAUUAAUAACUAAGCUCAGAUCUGUAUUUAUGUACCUAAUAAUAGCUUAGUAUUGUAUUAGUUGUGUACAUUGUAGACCAAAGUUUUCGAACGAUUAGUUAAAUAUAUAGCAAUCGCAAUUCACAUGUAGUCGACUAGUAUUAAUUAAAAACAAUGUUUUAAAAUGAAUAUUAGGAAAAAUUAGUAUUUAAAAUAUAUUACUAUGCUUAAAAUGUCAACUUAAGAUCUAAAUUAUUAGAAUAAAUAGUAAUUGUUUGUGAACCCUUUAUAGAUAUGAAUAAUAAGGUAGUCUACAUAAGUACUUCAUAAAUCAUCUAUAUGAAAAAAGGAAAUCAUAAUUCAAUCUGAGCUAAAUGCUGACUGAGUCAAAAGAGCAAAUAUGUUUCAAAAACUAGGCUGUGAAAAAAUGCAAUGAUAUUGAAAAAGUAACGUAGCGUACAAAUGAUAACCACUGACUUAAGUACCAUUUCAAUGAUAAUUACAAAAAAGUUUUUCAAAAUUAUCUUUGUUUUGGUUGUCAUUAAAAGUUGAAAAUACAAUUCAAACAAAAUUAAGUAUAAGAAUUAGUAUUACAAUCAUUUUGAGAUCAAUUGUCUUUCAUAAUGAAAAAUAAAUUCUUGUCAUAAAAAA
Trichogramma pretiosum is the source of this 3673-nucleotide messenger RNA. Its product is annotated as zinc finger FYVE domain-containing protein 1-like. The record is from RefSeq and is a predicted model, not a curated record. The coding region runs from base 349 to 2442 and encodes 697 amino acids. Gene Ontology annotation, molecular function: GTP binding; GTPase activity; metal ion binding. The transcript is spliced from 7 exons. Lineage: Eukaryota; Metazoa; Arthropoda; Insecta; Hymenoptera; Trichogrammatidae.